CGGCAGCGCCAGUCGGCGUCGCGCAAAAUGGCGGAGCCAUCGGCCGACGGUUCAGUAGUCGUCGCGCUCAACAACGGUGACGCGACACCUGCACCGGUGACACCGACGUCGGCAGCACCCACGACGACGAGCACGACGACAGACUCCGUCCAGAAUGACAAGGAGGAUGAUGAGGAUCCGCUCAGUGGCCUGGACAAGAGCUCUCUGCUGGCCGUGCUCAAGUUCCUCAAAAAGAACAAGCUCCAGGAGACCGAGCUGAUCCUUCGCAAAGAGGCAAAGCUCCUCAACGACGGACUCCUGCAAGACGACGCGGCGCAGACGACCACUUCUUCCGCGUCUGACGUGAGUAGCGUCCUCUCGACGUACAAGAGCGAGGGUGAUCCCGACAUAUACGAGGACAGCUACACGAGUUUCAAGCGGUUCAUAGAGUCGUCGCUCGACUCGUACCGGCACGAGUUGGCGAUGGUCCUGUAUCCGGCUUUCGUGCACAUGUAUCUGGAGCUGGUAUACAACGAGCACGAGCAGCAGGCGGUAAAGUUCAUGGAGCGGUUCGGUCCCGAGCAGGAGGAGUACUACCAGGAGGACGUUAAGAGGCUCGCAUGUCUGACCAAGAAGGAUCACAUGAAGGGUAACGAGUUCAUGGACAACUUCAGGUCGGGCCAGUUCACUGUCCGCAUGUCGCGCGACACGUACAACUUCCUCAAGCGCUACCUGCAGGACAAGAAGAACACGGUGCUGCAGAACAUCGUGCAGGAGCACCUCUACCUCGACGUGUACGAAGGGAUCGCGCGCGCCAAGGCGCAGCUGGACGCGACGGCCGGCGCUUUCCUGGGCGAGGCGGCGAGGCAAGCGAACAAGGUCAAGGUGUACUACGGCCUGCUCAAGGAGCCCGAGCUGACCAUCCCGCUGGACGAGGACGACGACGGCGGCGACGGUGACGACAAGCCGAAGAAGAAGAAGCCCAAGAAGGACACGCUCCUCUCGAAGAAGGCGCGCAACGACCCGAAUGCGCCGCCAAACAGCCGGAUCCCGCUUCCGGAGCUGCGCGACGCCGACAAGAUGGACAAGGUAACCGCCAUGAAGGAGGCUCUCAAGCGGGUUCGGCUGGGUCCCGAGAGCCUGCCGUCCAUCUGCUUCUACACCUUCCUCAACUCGUACCGGGGCGUGACGGUGGCUGAGGUGUCCGAGGACAGCACGUUGCUGGCCGCUGGCUUCGGCGACUCGUCCAUCCGCGUGUGGACCCUGACCCCGAACAAGCUGAAGGGGAUGAAGUCUGCGCACGAGCUCGAGACCAUCGACAAGGACGCCGAGGACGUCCUCUACCGUAUGAUGGACGAUCGCAGCGGCGUAGACGUGCGCAUCCUGCUAGGACACAGCGGACCCGUGACGUCGGUGAGCUUCAGCCCGGACCAUACGUACCUGCUGUCCUCGUCGGAGGACGCCACCAUUCGACUGUGGAGCCUGUUGACGUGGACUAACGUGGUCUGCUAUAGGGGCCACUGCUUCCCCAUCUGGGAUGUGAGGUUCAGCCCGCACGGCUUCUACUUUGCCUCGUGCGGCCACGACCGGACGGCGCGCCUCUGGUCCACGGACUCCUACCAGCCGCUGCGAGUUUUCACAGGGCACGUGUCCGACGUGGACUGCAUCCAGUUCCACCACAACAGCAACUACGUUGCAACAGGCUCCAGUGACCGGACGGUGAGAUUGUGGGACGUGCUGACCGGCAGUUGCGUGCGCUACAUGACCGGGCACAAGGGGCGCAUCUACUGCCUUCAGUUCAGCAAUGACGGCCGGUUUCUUGCAUCCGGGGGUGCCGACUGCAAGAUUCUCAUGUGGGACAUUGCUCAUGGCCACCUGCUCGCCGAGCUGUCCGGCCACACGGACACAAUCUACUGCCUCUGCUUCAGUCGGGACACGGCAAUUCUCGCCUCUGGGGGCAUCGACAACUGCAUCAAGCUGUGGGACUUUGCGCGGCUAAUAGAUGAGAUAGAUCUCGAAGAUCUCAACAUUUCCCAUGCGCCAACGGUGCGGACAAACUGUGAUGGGCUGCUCUUAGGCUCGUAUCCGACCAAGGCGACGUCCAUCUUGGCCCUGCAUUUCACGAGGAGAAACCUCUUGCUAGCGGCCGGCAUGUACCAGAGUGGUUCCUGAAAUUGGGAGGGCAUAUUUUUUUAAAAUCUGAUGUGUUGUCACUUUAGUGCAUUGGGCAUAUUUGCAAGCAACUCAUCUGUCGCAAUCUUAUACAUAUGUAUAUAAGCUCAUGUAUCAUCACUUUCUAGGGAAAAUAAAUGUAUAUGGCUGUAUCUAAAGCUCUACCAAGCACAUCAUCUCUGUUUUUCUUGUUUUUUAUAUAAACUGCAGCCAUGGGGAACUAACUGCACUAACUUAAUGUUUUGCUACGAAUUUUGGGAUGGAGUCAAAGACCCGCUAUUUUGGAGGAGUGGUACACCACAAAAUGCGGGAUAUCUCUGCAUACAAUGAUCAUGCAAAUGUGUUCAUCUGUAUGGCAUGAAUGUGAAUAACGUUUUGCAUGUAAAUAAAGCUAAUCAUCUGAAAUAAAGUCAGUCACAAGCCCAC
This is a messenger RNA of Dermacentor andersoni, 2577 nucleotides long. It is a transcript of the gene Taf5, whose product is annotated as TATA-box binding protein associated factor 5. Gene Ontology annotation, biological process: transcription initiation at RNA polymerase II promoter. Gene Ontology annotation, molecular function: protein binding; RNA polymerase II general transcription initiation factor activity. Gene Ontology annotation, cellular component: transcription factor TFIID complex. NCBI's taxonomy places the organism in Eukaryota, Metazoa, Arthropoda, Arachnida, Ixodida, Ixodidae. The record is from RefSeq and is a predicted model, not a curated record.